Paramuricea clavata is the source of this 861-nucleotide messenger RNA. Lineage: Eukaryota; Metazoa; Cnidaria; Anthozoa; Malacalcyonacea; Plexauridae. The record is from the annotation of a GenBank genome assembly.
AUGGCUCUAACAAUUAAGUCCUUUAAAGAGCUUUGGACAAAAGAGUUAAUGCCUGCAUUUAAAAGCGAAAUAUUAAACGAUUUGAAGCGUGAAAUUAGAAACGAAAUUCAAAAUGUUGUGCAACGAUUUGAAACCCAAAUAGACGAGGUGAAAAAUCAGAUUCAAGGAGUUGAAACAUCGCAGUCAUUCAUCUCGGAUAAGUAUGAAAACGUGAUAGAGGUUACUCAGAGUAUAAAGAAAGAAAUGAAAACGGUUCAGAGUCAUUGUAAAGAAUCGGGAGAAAGAUUAGAGUAUUUAGAGCAAGAAGCUUCGCACAACAUGGCCGUGCUCGAUGAAGUGCAACAAUACCUCAGACGUGACUGCUUGGAGAUAACUGGCAUACCAAUUAUACCAUUAGACGACCCAAGUACUCUAGUAUUAGAAGUUUGUUCAGCAAUGGAUAUAGAAUUACAAGAUGAUGACAUAUCAAUUGCUCACAGGCUUCCUUCUACAACGAAGGUUAAAGACAGAAUUAUUGUUAAAUUUGUUAAGCGAAGCAAGCGAGACGAGGUCUACAAGUAUAGAUCAAAACUAAGAGGCAAAUCAACAGCAAAUUUACCCACAGUCAACGCCGAAAUACAGGAAGGCUCAAUUCGAAGAUCUACUAAAAUUCAUAUCAAUGAAUCGCUAACUGGUUACAGAAGAAGGCUAUUUGGGAAAGUUAACGCGUUUAAGAACACAAACAAAUACAAGUUUAUAUGGACAACCAAUGGUACAAUCCACUUACGGGAAACAGAAUCGUCUUCAAUAUAUCAUUUUAAUACAUUGGCAGAUUAUGAAAACUUUAUUAGAUCAAGUCAGCAAACUGAAGACUAUAACUGA